AUGAAUAAAUCUAUUGGUAAUGGUGAUGUAAAUGAUAUAUAUAACAUGACUGGAUCAUCUCAUUCGCCAUCAUCAUCAUCAUCAUCAUCAACUACUAUGACAAUUAUAUCCCCAAGGAAUAAUUUAGAAAACGAUAUAAUCGAAAUACCAUCAUCGGCCGUUAUUCAAUCUCAACAUGUAUCAACUCCCGAUACAAAUAUUGAUUCUUCACUAGUUAUCAAUACAGUUGUAAGAAAAUUGGUCAAUACUCUUGCACUGGACUCAUCUCGAGGCCGUAGUGGUGACCUAUCAUCACGUUUGCGAAAGACGCGUGUGCCACCAUUAACAUCGAUUAGUCCCAUUGAAGAUGAUUCAGUUAUUGCUCGACUCGUUCAGCACGUUGCGCCUAUUAAUAUUGUUUCUACACUAUCGGCAAGUGAUUUUCAGAUCCCAACUCCCUUCUCAGUAACAACACCGGCUGUCGAUGAUAAUCCAACGAUUAGUAUGCCGCCGCCGCCAUCAUCAUCAUCAUCAUCGACGAUAACUGUGAUUCCAAAUGACAGCCCAAGUGAACUAGCCGAUGAAAUAUCUUUAAAUGAUGCCGAUCAAACAGCACUAUCGUCACUGACAACAACCGAUGAACCUGUCGAUCCUCGAACUAAAUAUGGUGCAAAAAGAAGACAUAAUAUUGUCGAAUUAAUUGAAACCGAAAAAGAAUAUGUCAAAGAUUUAGCAUUAAUUGUUGAGGGUUAUAUGAAUGUUAUUGAAAAUGAUAAAGAUAUUAAAAAACCAACCGGCCUGACAGGUCGCGAACGUGUUGUUUUUGGCAAUGUACAAAGAAUAUUUGAAUUUCAUCGAGAUACUUUUCUACCCCAACUUGAACAAUGCAUUGAAAAUCCCGAUACCCUUGGUCGAUUAUUUACUACAAAUCGAUUUAGUCCAUAUGUAAAAUAUUGUGAAAAUAAACCACGAUCGGAAUAUAUUGUUGCCGAAUAUCAUGAUUAUUUUGAAGAUAUUCGUAAAAAACUCGGCCAAAAAUUGCUCGUAUCCGAUUUACUAAUAAAACCUGUUCAAAGAAUAAUGCGUUAUCAAUUAUUACUAAGAGAAAUUCUCAAAUCAACGGAACGUAUGGGUGAUGAACCACGUGCUAUACGCAGUGCUUUACAAGUUAUGAUUGAAGUACCACAGCAAGCCAAUGAUAUGAUGAAUGUUGGUCGAAUAAAAGAUUUGCCAACCAAUGUACAUCAAUUAGGUGAACUUAAAUUACAAGAUAUGUUAUCUGUCAGUGAACCAUUAACAUCAAAAGAUACGAAAGAUAUUGAAAAGAAAUUUAAAGAACGACGAGUAUUUCUAUUUCAACAAUCUAUGAUAUUUUGUGAUGAAAUACCAGCGAAAGAUAAAUAUUCAAGUCCAAAUUAUAUUUAUAAAUAUGAACUUAAAAUUAACAAAUUACAACAUAAAGAAUUCAAACGCAGUAAAGAAGCAUUUCAAUUUACGUUAGUUGAAGUUGACGCUGGAAUUACACGUAGAGUUAUUUGCCAAUGUAAAGACGAUGAACAGUAUGAAUUAUGGGUCACUAGUGUAAACAAGGUGCUUCAACGUCAGAUGGAUCUUAUCAUAGCUCUAACUAAUCCAACCGCUGCUCUACAAAAAGAUCCUCGUUCUAAAUAA
Messenger RNA from Rotaria socialis, 1650 nucleotides. The record is from the annotation of a GenBank genome assembly. NCBI's taxonomy places the organism in Eukaryota, Metazoa, Rotifera, Eurotatoria, Philodinida, Philodinidae.